Messenger RNA from Xyrichtys novacula (pearly razorfish), 40267 nucleotides. NCBI's taxonomy places the organism in Eukaryota, Metazoa, Chordata, Actinopteri, Labriformes, Labridae. The record is from the annotation of a GenBank genome assembly.
AUGAGCUCCAUCAUGGGGGAGACAGCCGAGUACCAGCGGCUGCAGGACACGUCAGAGUCUGAUUAUCAACGCCUGCCCAGCGAUGAUGAGGAGGUACAUCUCCAGAGUUUCCUUUUAUCAUAGUCGUGUUUAUGCUGCACUUGCAGCUGUGUGCAAACAUGGAUGACAUGUAGACAGUGAGGAGCAGUUUCAUCAGGUAUUAUGGCUCCUGUCAGGGAGAAAUGAAAGGGUGAGAAAUGAUCGAGGCUUUGCUGUCCACUCAUUAGUAAACACAUCUGCUACUAAAGAAAAUACACAAACAUGAUUUUAUUAUUUGCAGUAAUGAUUGCAAGUGUUGUUCCUUUAUCUUGACCAAAUAUGAAAAUGUUCAUUUUUUAUUUUGCUGAUUGUAGUGACUUUACUGCUCAGAGUCAGGGUCACAGGCAGGUCAGUGGUUUUUUAGGACAUUUCUUAAUAGACGGUUAAUCAUCAGCACCUGACUAAGCUGCAGGCGGGGAUCUGUCAAGAUGAGUCCCCGUCAUAGAGCACACAUCGUAAUGCAACAGUAAAAACACAGGUGUAUUUACAAUCUCUGAUGACUGAGGAUGUAUUCAUGAUUUUAGCAUGAAUGCUAAGUCUGCUGGGGACAUUACAGCUGAGUUAAAGUAUUUGAAACAGUAAGAAACGGUGUUGAUGUAAAAAAAUUUAAAUUAAAAAAAAUUCAGAACCUAUCUAUCAACAGUCUAAAUCAUCAGCAUCACCCAUGGCUGACUCUCACUUCAGUAUCCACACUUUAGGUUCCUAGUUAAAUCACAAUACAUGAACAUCAACACGGCAGGUUAAAAUCUUUAGUGUUAAAAUGAUCCUUUACUGUUCAAAAGUUUCUCACAGGGAGCUAAACUUUUUUGGAGUCCUCUUCAAAACAAACGAGUCUUAAGAUUGAAUCAGCACAAACAGAAUCAAACAGUGAAAGUUGAGUUCACUUACUGCUCAGUGAUGUGACUGAAAUCUUUGAAGUAAUUGAUGAAAAUGUGUUAGUAUCCUGGAAACAGUCGUUCCUUGUGAAAACUCUUUUCUAAUAUCCGUCAGAAAUGGUAGAUUAUGGAAAAACUCCACAGAACCCAAAGAGUAAGAGUAUUUGGUAUCAUAGAUUUCUGUCGCACAGAAGCAGCUCUUCACACUCACAUGUCACCAUCACCCCGCACACUCACCACACUUAUCACCUCUCACCCACACACCAGACCAGCCUGUGUGUAUAUGUGUGUGUGAAGUGAUUUAUUGAAAUCAGCUCCAUGAGGUCAUUGAUGAAGUGCGGCUGAGAUUGAUGUCAGACAUUUAAGUCUCAGAAAAUAUUAGAUUUUUUUUUUUUCCUCCCACUCUUUCCGCAAACCCCUACGUCCUUUCACUUAUGCUGUGACAAGGCUGCCCGUGCUGUGGGUCUGGAUGAGGCUGGAAGUCUAUUUUCCACAAAGCUGUAGGUCUGAACAUGUGACAACAUUCUGGGAUGUGCAGUAACACAGUUUAUAUCCCAAGAAGAAAAUGAGAUUGAUUCAGUUUUUGCUCUGUGUCUCUGAAGUCGUUCAUGGAUAGUACGGCCUAAGAAGAGAGAAAGAGAGAGUGGGGGGAAGACAUGCACCAAAUCAUACUGGGAUUGUGGAUCAAUCUUACAACCAGUGUGAAGAUGACUGUACCCUCUGUAGACCUACAUGGGGUCUCUGGUUACACCAGGGAAACUAGACUUUAUGUUGUCAAUAAUAGCUCCCUUUUUAUUUCUCAGACAGAUGAUGUUUCUCCUUUUCAAGAUCAUGCAGCAAAACAAGACCAUUUCUCUGCAGCAUGAUAUCCAGAUCAUCCCAGUAAUACGUCCCAUAUCAUGGAUUAUGACCAGUGCUGCCUAAUCUGUUUACAUUAUUCAUGAUUGUCAAAGCAAAAUAAAAGUAUACUGCAGAUAAUGACCGGGACAAAGCAUUAGGCUUUACCCUAACACGAAUAUAUUCCAUUAUGCCCAUCCAUUUCUCUGACCCAGCCCAAAGUCAGCCUUUCCAUCUGUCUGGACUAUAUCGAGACAACCCUGUAUCCAUUAGUAAAUUAUUUAUUUUUUGGUUCUUUCACUAAUAUUUGCCCAAAGUUACUGUUUUAUUCUACAAAUAUUUUCUUCAAAAAUGUGUACUUUUAGUAGAAAAGGAAAAUAUGGUGUAAUGAGGAAUAAUUUGCUCCAAAAAGACAAACCACUCUGAAAGAAGAAAAUAUUUUACUCUGAUUAAUUUUGUCUGAGGGAAAACGGCAUUUCUGCUUAAUAAAAUGCAAUAUUUCUCCCAACUUCCAAACAACAAACUUUCAGUCAAGUCUUAAAAUAACAGAUAUGACAUCUGUUUAGAAAUAACACAAAGAUUUUUUCAGUCAAGUGUUUGUACAGCUCAAAAUACUUUCCUUCUUUUCAUAUCUUUAUGUAGUUCUGUGGUAACCUCUUCUCUUUUAUUAAACACUAAAUUCAAAUACAAGGUUGGAUGUUUUGUAUUAUAUACAACACAUCUAUACCAUAAAAAUCUUUACUUUUAAACUUCAAACUAGAGAUCUAGAAGUGCACAGAAGCUUUUACAUUUUCAUUGAAUACAUUUUCAUUCAGAAUAUAUAAGGCUUUUGUAGAGCUGGAAUUGGGAACCGUAAAGGGCAUCCCUGUUGUCUUAUUGAUUAAUGUUAUUUUGGAUUUAUUCGAAACAUACAUUUUUGUUUAGUUAAACUUAACACACUCCUUUUGAGCUUUAGAAAUUCUCUCUAUUAUUACUAGAGCAAAAUUAAAAAGUAACUGUGGCACCUAAAGCUGACCCAGUCUGUGUUUAGUAAGUAUAGAAAAGCAGCUCAUUGACUGAUGUGUUGCUUUCUGCAACAGUUUGCACAUUCAGACCGUUGCACUGUGUGCUGCGUUCAGGGUCUGUGUGCUCGUUCUGCAGCCAUAAGCUGGCACACACUGCAGCUGUUCUACACGCUGGAGGCUGGAUCUGAUCACAGCUGCAUGUUAGCGAUAAACACAGAGCUUUUUAGCUUGAACACAACCCUCACACAUCCUUCCAUGAGAAAAUUGGAGAUGUUGUCAUCUCACUGACACUCUUUUAUUCUUCACUCUCACACUGAGGUUUUCUGUUGCUUUUAAAGGGAUUGAUUUAUGUGCUCCAUAUCUCAUACUUACAUUUGAUUUUGAACUUAAGUUUCACUUGCUGUUCACUGUCAUUUGGAGGUCGACUUGACACUUGACCGACAUUUUUCAUCAACACCCUCCUUUCCCCUCUUAACCAGCUUUAGGGGGAUCAGAGGAAUGAUGGCUUAGGUCGGGUGUUUUCCAGGGUUAAGGAACAUUAGGAAGCAUAGUGGGGGUUGUUUUGGUCGUCUGGCUUUAUGCAUAUUAGUCCAAGCAGCCAAAAGAGGGCACAUAUGCUUUGUUUUUCAGCCUGGGAGCAGCCCGUCUGCACCCCAAAUCUUUUUACAUUCCCACAGUCAGUUUUCAUUAUCAUUGACUCCACCACCACCACAAAAUGCCUCUCUUCUGCUGACGGAGUGGAGGAUGAGGAUGAGGAUGAGUGAGGGGAUUUGAGGAGAAUGCUAAAGCCAGGCUUAAGGGAGGGUCUUUACAUGAGAUCAGGAGUGAUGCAUCUCUCCAUCAUUUGUUUGCGUUUGUGUAUAUUUUUCUUGCGCUGUCGUAGGGAUUUAUCCUGUUUGCUCUACUGCUCCUCCACUUUGCUCUGCUACUUCUUGGCUCCAAACACCAAACCACAGACUGAGGCUUUGCCACCAAAAGUUUGCAACUUAUUCAAGAAAUGCUCUGGCAGCAUCCCCCUCAUGUGUGUAUCUAGUAAGCUUUCUUAAUUCUCAACUCUUUACGUCAGUGUGAAUCCAGCCGGCUAAGUUGCAUGCCUCUGCGUGCCUGUGUCUGUGUCUGCGUACUACAGUUAGCAUCAUAUUUCAGAAUGAGGUUCAGUGUUUGUGUGUGUGCGUGUGAGUACUUGGACUUAAUACAGACCUCACACAGCGCUUUGUUCUUCAUAAUCUCAUUAGCCGGCGAGCCACUAAUUUGAUGCCAUUCAUGAUAAUGUCAUCUACACGGUCAGACGUUUGACUUAGGCUUUACAGUAUUAGCAUCCUUUCAUAUUUUAUUUGAACAUCCACUGACUCAUGUUACUGUGUGUGUGUGUGUGUGUGUGUGUGUGUGUUUGUGUGUGUACUAUGUGUACAGAAACUGCUGUAAAUAAGUAAAUAUAAAAAUAAACUAAAAAAGAAUAUGAUAUUUUUUUUUUUGAUAUUUUGGGUCUUCAUUGGGUUGAUAUGGCAGCAGAAAUAGCAGAAAAUUAGGGGCUGCAGAUUGGAUUUGCACCUGUCACCUACUGUACAUCACCGAGCCUUAUGGGGGGCAAACAUAAACAAUGGGCCAAACCAGUGUCUUGAAAAUACAUUUUAUGAUCUGCAUCAAAAGAAUCACUCAGAAAACAAUUAAAUGUGAGCACUUCAAGCUGAACACAGGAUCUACCUGAGAGUAAACCUUGUCAGAAUGGUUUGCAAAGUGUGUCUACCAAAAGCAGAGUUAGCACCAGCAGGCUUUAGUCCUCAUUGUAGAUUAACAUCCACAUACUUGCGAUCCAUGCCAGUUUAAUCAAACAUCGCCUAUAACUCUAUAUCAGUUUUCUCAAUCAAAAUAUUCCCAAUCUCAGCUGUGCUACAAGCUUCUAUCUCCCGUUUUAUUUACAUGUAUGUAGGCAGUAGAGUAUUAUAGCACAACGACAGCAGCCAUAGCUGGAGCUACAGCCCCGGCUGAACUGUAGCUUCAACACAAUGUGUGACUCACAUCUAGGGUUUAAGGGAUAAAGAUAUUAAUAAUUCAUUUAGCUGACUGGGAAUUAUGGUGUCAAAUGGUUGGAGUAAAGUCUGAUGAGCAGUUGACUAAACAUGCACAUCCCUGAUGCCGUGCUCCAAAAUCUGUUGCCCACUUAGCAGCUAUGACAGGGUGUUCAUAAAACUGACUGUAAUGUCGGUUCAACACCAAAAUAAGAACAUCUUUUGCCACUGUGCAGCUCAUUUCCAUUGCAUCAUGUAUUAAACAAUAGCUGUUUUAUUUAUUUUUUGUCUUUUAUCACAAUGCAUCAUUCCCGUCGACCUGCAAAUGUUUCUCCACUUUUACAAUGCACUUUCGGAAAUUUGGGGUACAUUUCAAGAGUACAUUCAUACAGUCAGACAGCACAAAAAUGGCAGGCACAGUUUAUGGUUAAUUGUGUGGUCAGGAGGAUCUAAACUUUUAAUCACAACAAAAACUACCAGUCUGAUAUUUUGUGUCGAUCAGUCUCCCUUAAUGAAUUAUCAGACGUGAAAACUGUUUUGAAAGAGCACAACUUUGUCUUUACACUUAGUAAAUAUUUCAGUAGACUGUCUCUAUACCUCUUAGAUUUCACAGCUGUUAACUGAACACAGUCAGCACCAUUUGACCCAUAACCCAGAUCACUCAUCCACCAGCUGAGUCCUCUAUCUCUAGUAUAGUGCUCUCUUGUGGUGACACGGUGUAACUGCAGUUCAACCUACUGACCAGUAAUCGUCUUGGUUAAAUCUGCUUAGUCAGGGGGCAGCUGACAGCACUGUGACACAUUCCUGCCUCUGGUUUAAAACCACCAAACAACAUCACAUACUUAGUGUUCAGUAGACACGACGCUGACACACAUACAGCACCCUGCUAACAUCCCCUCCACAGGUGCAGGCAUAUCACCCUCUUUUUUUCCUGCUCAUGCUCUGUCUGCAGUGAUGUAAGAGUGUCGCCUUGUCCUUCUUCUUUGGUGUUCUUUCAAGAAAGAGGCAGAUUUUUCACCAGGGUUGAGUUUUUUUGUCCUCCAGCUGCUGAUUUUAAGGAAUGUGGUCUUCUUUAUAUCAUCUGUUUUAUAGUCAUCAUAAGAGUUACAUAACUGUUCCUACACUAAAGCAAAUGUUAUUUUGCUAUUUGUCAAAGCCAUAAAGUCCACUCUACUGUGAGCGAGUCCUUCCUGAAGCACAUUAGCCCAGUUCAAGAGAGGUCUGAGCUGAGAUCAAGAGGACUUCUGGGAGUUUUGAUGCCAUUAAUGGAAAAGCUCACUUCAGGGAGCUAUACUGCCAGGCCUGGAGUGAGUGAGUUUAUUGUGCGUGUUUUCAAAGAAAAUAAAGGGUGGAGAAAGGUCUUUUAUUUUUUUCCCCCUCCUGUUCUGUCAUAUCCUGUGUGUCUGAUGAUUUAACACCAGACUCAUGACGUCACCUCUGCGUCUAAGAAUGAGACAGCUGAGGCGAAGUGAGUCCAAAAGUAACACACACUUUAGCUCUUUAAACACUGGAUGGUCAACUUGCCUAAAACAACUACACUCAGGAACAAAAUGUUGCUGUAGGCAUGGAGGACUUUUGGGGCGGAAUACACUGUGACGGUCACAUACCAAACAUGACACAGAUGCAGUAUCUAUUGAAUUUGCAGCACCAGAAGUAAAAUACAUUUUAAUCCAUUCAUAGCUAAGGUGGAGAAUCAGCAGGGGACACACAAUAUGGUAUACAGUCUGAGUUAGUGAUAUUAUCAGGAUACUGCAACACAAUUAUGGUAGAUGUAGUGAGUGACAAUAAUGAUAAAUCCUGUUAUCUGAUUAACAGAGGGAUACUGAAUGCCCUUAAAAGGGUGAAAUGCAUGAUGGAAAUGCAUUUCAGGUGUCAAUAAAUUAGGCAGUAAUUUGCAUACAAGAAUCUGUGGCUAUGAGUCCACAGAAACUUUCUCUGCAGAUUUGAGUACAUCCUCCACCUAUCCUUUUGUCUGAACAGAGACAGCUGGAGCAGCUUUCACUCUCUUUCUUCUUUUUGGUUGUAACAGUACAGCUUUUUUCUUCUUGUCCCCCCCUCUGUCUCUUGCUGUUGACUUUUUCAUCCUCCAUCCGACAGACAUUGAUAAGUAUUUUGUGCCACCACUAUUCAUAAUGCAGUCUGUCACAAAGAUUUUUGGCUCUUAAACUGAAUUAAAGACUGUUGUGAUUCAAUGCAAAAGGCCUAAAUUACACAAAGUUAAUGACUUUUUCCCAACAUGCUUAUGAUGUCAUUUAUUUAAGGUGUGUCAUCAGCUACUGUCUAAUGACAGUGUUGCCUUCAGGGGCAAUAGUAAUUUUCCGAGUCUCUAGUGUAAAUUGUUAUCAGGGUAAUUUGUUACCUGGGCCAACACUCUCUUCUCCAUGUGUGGUGACUGUUUACAGUCCUAAGAUGUGGCUUUGAAAUACACUUAGGGUAUUUCAUAAGAAAUACUGCUGCUCAUAAGUUACACAGCCUACCAAAUGGCCCUUGGUGGCCACCAUAACCAAACAGCAUAUCCACCCUUAACAGAUCCAGGCUAUGUUUAUGUGAGCUCCAGGUAUUGACUGCACUGAUGAUACUACUCACCCACUUGGCUGCUGUUCGUCCCCACACCCCAACCUUGGAUAUGAAGUUGAACUAGAUGCUGACAGACACCAUCUAUGCCGGGAUUAAAUUGUUCUCGUGUUUUUUAGGGGGUUGAGUACAUGGCAAAAGACAACUUUUCCACUCCAGGAUGUGGAUUGCUUGAGUCUAUGAAUUCUGGUCACACAACUUGUCAAUACUUUUCAGACUAUAGUUGGAAAUCUGUAUUUUUUUGACCCGUUAUAUCAUGUCACUAGCCUUCAAAUUCUGCAUCUCAUACAGAACCUGACCUAAAUUUCAUGUUUACAUUGUUUCCGAAUUAUUAGUAAAAUUUUGUCAAGUCUUUUGAAAAAUACUGUUUUAAAAUUCUGAUACAAUCUGCUCAGAUAACUCAAAACUCACUACAAGUGUUGCUGAGAACAGAGACACAACCUAUCACAAAAACAAAACCAUAUAAAACAUCCACACAUGCUCUCCAAAAAUGUCUGUUUUCCUGCCUUUAAUUAAACUCAGACAUUUUAUGACAGCAUCCUCAUUUUGUUGUUCUUCUCCCUUCUCUGUGUGACUCCACCGUCUGCUCACCUCCCUCUCUUCCUUCCUCCAGUAAACCUGAAUCCUCCUAAUUAAAAACAGAGGAGAAAGAAAGAGGAGUUACAGAGGGGGAGCAGAAAAACACCUAUAGUGAAAAGCCAAGUCAAAUGAUGAAUAGAUUGAUUAAGUAGCAGAGAGCAGAGAGAACAAAAAGCUGUGAAAUCAGGAAAGCAAAAAGCUUAAGAGAGUCUGUAAAGGGAGAGAAAGAGAGGGGGCUCGCUGCCACUGAGGCUCUGAAAAGCAGCUGGUAAGGGUUUGUUUAUAGUCGGCAGAGGGGGAGAGAGAUAACAUUUUUGGAGGAUUAGAGGCAGGAAAUAAAAGGCAGCACCAAAUAAAGAAGAAAAUGCAACGGGCUGGCCAGACUUGAGGGAAGGAGAGAAGAAAAGAGGGAGGGGAGAUAUGAGAAAGAGAAGGAUUAAUGAGGGAGUGAAGGGCAAGGAGGAGAAGGGUGAGGUAAGGGCGUAUAUUCAGCUUUGGUAAAACAUUAAACACGUCAUUCAGACGGAGGAGGGAGAGUGAUGUCAGGUGGUGGAGGCAGGUCCUUGUUAAGAUAAUUGGUUUUUAUUUUCAGCUUAAGUCUUAGUCACCGACAUCUGCUGCCUUUAUGACUUCUGCUCACCAGUCAACAGACCUUUCCACACUUUCCUCGAAGGAUUUAGUCAUGCAGAUUAGUAACCUCAGAGGACUUCAUCCUGGGAAAAUAUAUGUCAAAACCAGUGGUGUGAGACAUUUCAGUGUUUUGGCUAGAUGUAAACGGUACCGUAACUGUGUUUUGAUUAAACAUUCGCUAAAGUAUUUUAUAAAAGUUUUGUGUUGAAGUUAACCCUUGAAGUUGUGUUAAUAUUAAAAAUUUCAGAAAAUUUUAAAGAAUUUUAUUUAAUUUUUUUCUGCCAAUGUAUAUCAAUCCCAAACAUUGAUUAUUGGUUUCAUGAACUACUAAUGGUUGGUAUCGGACUAAAAAAACACUAUCAGUUGACCCCUACAUUAAGAUGAAGAUGAGAAAAAAAAUCUAUCAACUUCAUGAAGUGAUUAGUUAAAUGGCUUAUUUAUAAAAAUGCCAAAAUGUAGCACAAAAAAGGGUCUACACUUUCCCCAAAUAGCUUGUUUAUCCAGCCAAAAUUAAAAUCCACAUUUCCAAAAAAAAAAAAGAACUAAACUAAACAAAAACUCACACAUAAAAUGUAAAAAAAUUACUUUGUUUGUCUCUAAUAAGUUAGUAAUCUUAUAGUUUCAACCCGUCUUGCUGUUUGUUCAUGAAAUCUGCAGUUCUUAGGGUUAGGUGUGAUUUUACACACUGUAAUUGUCUGGUUUUUCACGUUAUUUGCUUGGCUAGAAACAGCAACAUGUCCUGAUCAACAUCUAGAGCUCCCCCUACUGACUGGCUGCAGUAUAGAUCAGUAACCAUGUCAUUAGUUAGGUUAAGUCUCGACCAAGCAGCAAAAAACUAAGUCCAUACAGCAGUUUUAAGAAACAGCAGUUCCUUGGAUUUGAAACGUGAGAAAUCUUUGUAAGCUUUCAUGUUAAAAUGCUCAACUUAACAGCAGAAAUAAACAUGUCUGCAGCCUGAUUUCCCUAUAAUCUGUCCAUUUUUGAGGCCAAGACUUCAGAAUAAUCAUACAGUUCAGGAGGUGCUGUUUUUACUCAGGUUCUGUUGCUAUUUAUUUACCUGAACUCCCAUAAGGACUCCAUCUCUUUGCUGGUGUCUCUCUUGGCCAGAACUUACCAAGAGCUAAUAUUUAGAGCAUGGGGACCACCAUCGUAAGGCUUGAUAACAUCUCUCUGGAGCCAGAGGGUGACUUCACUAAGACUCCUUCCAGGUCUAGUUGGUCCUUUUAUUCAUUUCCUCCCUAAUCUCUCACUGCGUAUCUUCCAUGACCCUGUCAAAAAAGGAAAGAAAAAACAAAUACCAGAAAAGCAUCUCCCGAAAGGAAAGAUAAGUCUCAAAAAUCAUUUGUACAGAAAGGAAAUCUUCAAAUCCCAUUUUCAUUUUAACCCUGACUGUAGACAUAAUUUUAACACUUACCUUAUAUUACAGUAACUACCUUAAAACUUUAGUUGAAAACAAAUGUCAGUAAUAGACAACUAAGAACCCUCAAAGUGAAAUUUCUUUGCAGUGGUUAUCUUUAGAUUAACAAGCAGGGUUACUAGAGGAGAUGAAGAGGGGUACCAAGUGGUCUCUGGUUGUGUGCGUGUUUGUGUGAGUGUGUUUGGGGGCGGUUGCAUCACAGGAAACAAGCGCUCCAUCCUGCAGUUGAAUGUGACCCUUUGGCCCUGGAUCAAAUGCUCCUCCGGGCUGAAUACCAUGAAGCCUCUGUCCUCUGCACCACGCACUGCUCUGCUCUGCUCUGCACUACACGGACCGUCUGACAGACUGACUGCUGGAGGAGGGUGGAAGGAUGGGGGGUGGGGGGCAGAGAUAGGGUGAACUGUGGAGGAGAGUAAUGGAGGUAAACAAGGAAAAGACAAAAAACUGAUGGUUUGAAAGUGAGACUUUUAUCAGAUGUUUUUAUUAGACAGAGUACUUGUUACACCCAAAAGUGUGAAACCAGAGACUGUGAAUCAGGGAGAAGUUGCUCCUAUUUUUAGAUCCAUGCUUGAUGGACGGGUGACAAAGCAAACAGACAGAAGCUGCAGGCGAAAGGCACUAUGAGGGAAAGAGAGAGAGAUAAAGAGGGAAUCUCUGAGAGCGACAGAGAGAAAGAAAGAGAGGGAGAGAGAGGGAGAGGGAGGAAGGAGGAGGAGUGACUUAUUUGUGAAGUUCUGCUGCUCCUGCUCCCUGGCUCAGUACUGUCUGAGGAGGACACAUGGCUGGACGGGGCACAGGGCAGAGCUGGGUGGCUUUCUCUCCUGUACUCAGCAGCUUUUAAAGCCUUUUUUUCUACACUUGUUUCAAGUCCACCUUAGUUCUCUUUUGCACACUAAAGUGCCACAUGAGUUGUCUGCCUUCUCAAAGCUGCUGAAGCCAAACAAGGGGCUUACAGGACGCUUGCCCUGCCAUGGAAUGCUGCAGAUUUGCGAUCAGGAUAUCAGGAAGCUUUUCUUCCCCCUCUCGGGUUCGGAGCUGCAGGUCUGGAUCCGAGGAGUUUGACAGCUUCUUAAAAUCCCCUCAGAGACUGGAAACCUCAAACUGUAUGACAUGUCUGCUAACGGUUUAAAAGACCAGCAGCCGCCUCCGGCCAUUUAACAGCUUCCACGCUCAUAUUUUUACACCUCUAAUCAUCCAGACGAAGGAAUUCAGAAUGCGACGUUUUGACAAGCUGAAAAAGUCUUUCCCCUUCCUGGCACACUUCCACGUUUAUCGAGUAAGUCUGCUGUCUGCCCUGCCUGCUCCACUGGGAAAUAUGUUGUUACUAUAGCCAGGAUCAUGUGCUCCACACAGAUGUUUGAAUAUAGCAUUUGUAUCAUGCAUGCAGUAUGGUGGGGGUCAGCUUGUGUGUGUGUGGACUCUCCAGCUGGACUGAGGCUGUCCUCUGGGAGCGUUGUUGUUAUUGCAGCAGGAUGUUAGUGCAGAACAGAUCAGAUACAGAACAUGGUUCGGGCCAGGAGGUGUGUGUGUGUGUGUGUGUGUGUGUGUGAGAGAGAGAAAGAGUGUGUGCGUGCAUUUCUGCACCACCAUGAGGAAUGAGUUCAGACCAGAGGCAUUUCUCAGCAGAGACAUCAUGUUGUUUUCUACGUCCCUCAUCCCCCUCUCGCUCGCUGUCAUUGUUGUUCUCCCUGUCUCUUUCUUUCCACUUUGUUUAACUUUUUCCAGGACAAAAAUGUAAACUUCUAUGAGUUAUGUGAAACUGAAAACCACAUGGGCCCUGCUGCUCAUUUGUGUCAUUUCAUGCUCUUUUAAGAAGUGCUCAGCUGCUGUUUCAAGCUCCUGCACUGGACUCCUGGCCUUGGUUGGAUUCCUCAGAGUCCUGUUAUAAGUCUCACCUAAUAGUGUGUUCCUCCUGCUGUCCUCACACCUCCUCCUUCCUCCUCUUCAUCCUAUUAUAGAGGUAAUCAAGAUAAGCACCUGGGAGUGACAUAAUGAAGGAUGUUCAACAUGUGACCAAGUUAGAAGGAGGAAAGACUCACUUCUCUGAUUUUAUGACAGUUAUUCUAAGGAUCCACAGUAAAAGCAGCAUGAAAGCCCUGCUGCAAAGAUUGUUUCCUGAGCAAACGUGACGACAGUGCAAUGGGAAAAGCAACUGGAAGUGAUAUAGAAGAAGUUUCACAUAAAAAAAGUGUAGCAUAGCCAGCCAUUGUUCUCCUCUGAAAGGUUUAGACUGAGAGGAAAUGUGGAGAGAGAAUGAAGCACCAAUAAGUGACAACACCUGGGACCAGUGCAGCCUCAAAAUAAGCUGAACCAGCAGUCCAAAUGUAUGCCUACUCAAUUUUUCAAAGGUCUCUCUUCCCAAAAAGAUAAAUAUAUGCAUGUUUUAGUAAUUUUUGCAUAUAUGUCCCCAUACUGACAGAGAAACAUGGUAUAUAAGAGCUAAAGCACCCUGAUUUUGACCCCUCAUACUUCAGAUUCAACACUGUCAUGGAAAGAGGCCCAAGAGGAAGCAGACUUACGUCUUUGGCACAGCGCAGCUAAGUUACACCAACAUGUUGACCACUAGGGAGGAUCAGACUCAGAGCUCUUGCCCAGCACAGGGAAAAUUCUUCAGCGCAGAAAGAAAACACAUGACAAAACUGUACAGAAAUGGAGCAGCUAAGCUUUACACUAAUUAUAGUAUGAUAUCAUGUGUGGUAAGAGAGAAUGUGGCACGGCCAAAGCCAACCAGAGGACCUGCAGCCAAAGUGACUGUUAGAUCAUCUGUCUCAGGGUUAGAGUCAGCAGUGAUGCAGCAAAAGGCAAAUCAUGGUGACGAGAGCUAUGGAUGCAACUGAGUCCGUAAAGGGAGCUGCUAUUGCUGCAGUGGUUUCCCACCAGAUCAGUCAGUUUGCAUGACGCCUUUCCCCAGAAGUGAGCAGAUUUCUUCUUUCAGUUUCUGUGUAACUUUACUUUUGACAACAAUGUGAAGGACAGCAGAGAGAACAUGUGAUGGUUUUAGCUGCUCCAGUAGUAGGGCGGGGCGUUAAACUAAAAAUUUAAGAAUACUGAAAUUUAUGACAGUAACCAACAUCAUUUUGCCCAUAUCAGUAUGUUCGGUAGGUAGGCUAUGGUCUCAUGAUGCUUUAAGUAGUGCGGUCCUACGUCAGAGAUGUGACUUCACCCAUCCAGUCACAAAGAGGGAAAGACAAGUGAGGAGAUGGAGGACAGUUCAAAAGUUGUAGCGGCGAUUGAAGUAGACAGUUAAUGUGGAAGGGGGUGAGCAGCUUGUGGAGUUGUUAUCGUCCAUUUAUCGUUAUCGAGGUGAACUGCUCAAUAUAUCAUGAUAUUGAUUUGAGGCCAUAUUACCAGCCCUAUCCAACAGUUUAGACAGACUUCAACUCUUUUAACUCAAGCCUCAAAGACAGCUCCGUCCAUAUGUGAGGAGGGUCUUCACAUAAAUUUAGAUGAAGCAGAUUUUUUUGUUCAAGCUAACCAGCUGGCAGGAUAACACUUCAUUACACUACAUGACACAGCACUUGCAAAUUUGUUAAGUGAAUCAGAAUAAUGUUAUAACCUCAGCUUGAAAUGUAAAACCUCAGUGGUUUGAUUGAGGUGUGUAUAUCAGUAACUGGGGGCAGCUGUCUGAUGUCUAUACUGCUGCUGCGUAGCUGUCACCGUCAGCAGGCAGCAGCAGACACAGCAAUGACAGGAAUGAUUGAUGUAUUUAUUCAUAGUUCCCCCUAAAACUGCAGGCACCGUGUAGUUCGUCUGCGCCUCUCCAGAAAAACUCACAGCACUGGAUUAAAAGCUGUUUUUCUCUACCUGGUUUGCUCUUCAUGCUCACAUCAAAGACUCCCUGUCUACUUUUUAUUAGAUAGAAACUCUGACUCCUGCUAAAGCGCCUCUGUCUGACUUUCAGAGCCAAAGCUGCGUGUUUGGAUGUUGCUACAGAAAUAUCAGCUGACCCACUUUAAUGUGCGUUGCUGUGAAUUUGUCUGAGGAUACAGACAUCUGGCGUAACCAUUGGGGAUUGAGCCCUCCCAGCAGAUUGGCCUCAGUGAGACCUCUCAUCAGAGAGUCAUGGAAAACACAGGAGCACUCACUAAUAUUUCCAUGAAGAAGCACAGCAGACACACAUUUUCUCAUUCUGACUUUAUGUCUUCAGCUCAGUCUGACUGUAGGUGUGUGAGACAGAACGGGGAUCUUCUACUCCUCAGGUCACAGUCAUUUAGCAAAAGGAAGUGACCUCUGACCUGGCCCAUUAAGGAGAUGAAAUGACAGCGAGGAAACUGUGACCCCCCUGACACUUUCCCUCAGACCUUGUAACCUUCACUCAGUCUGCACAGGAAGUUCCUCAUUCACAGAGUGUAAUUACCACUCGGUGAAGUAACCCCCACGCCCCUGAGCGUCCACCCUGAAGGUCUUCCUCUCAGUUUCUACAGAUCAGGAAUGUUUGUCAUUUCUUUUUGUCCACUAGGUUGAUUUACUGGUUUGCAUCCCCUUUGAGACUGGAAGGAAUGGUUUGACAGUGUCUGCAGGUGUCAUAGAAGCUCAUUUUCACAGCUCUUGAUUGAUAAUGUCCUCAGAUUUGAUUCCAUUAUCCUAAACAGAACUUCAUCAGGACUUUGAGUUUUUUUUUUUUAUUCUGCACUUUUACAUGGAUGUCAAUGGGGAUUUUUAAUGAUUUUACGCUGCUAGUCUCAAGUGAACGAGACACUGCAGUUUUUUGCACUUUUCCUUUGAUUUCUUAUUUCAGCACUUUAGGUUGGUGCUUGAUGAAAAAUAGCUUAACUCUUAAACUGAUCAUUUACAGCAGAUACCUCCUUCAUUUUUUUUUGGAUGUCAGUUAGACAUUUUGAUGAUGACAAACUGCUGCUGAAACAGUAUAUUAACACGACAGUGACACAGGCGCUGUUUCAAACAACUUUUCCUCCAUGUACAUACUUAUGUGAUGUCAGUGUUUGCAUUGUGUGCACAUGUUUGUUCUGAGUAUAAACACAAAAAGAUGUAUAUCAAACUAACCACUGGCAUGUAGAUGAAAAUGUCAGAGCUUAUAAGCAGGUAUGUCAGAGCGCUGUAAACAAUCACUGGCAAGCUCCUAAAGGAUCUGAGCUCAGUUCCUCUUUUUUACAGCAAAGAAUGGUUUGGUUGUUAUCCAGUGACUUUCUAUAAAGCUGUACUUUGGGUUGAGGGAAGUGUUGACUGGACGUUGAAUAUUUUACACUCAGCUUCCUGGUUUUUCUUUGUGUGGGUUUUGCAGAAACUGGGCAGUAACAUGCAGUGUGAGGAAGGCACAGAAUGGCUGCUGGAGCUGCUGAUGGAGGUGCAGCUGCAGCAGUACUUCCUGCGGAUCCGAGAUGACCUUAAUGUCACGCGGCUGUCUCACUUUGACUACGUCAAGAAUGAAGACCUGGAGAAGAUCGGCAUGGGACGGCCUGGUGAGAUACAGUGUGUGUUUGUUUGUGUGUGUGUGUGUGUGUGUAUUUUAUGCUUUAAUUUGCUCAGAAAAAAAGUCAUCUUGUUUUAAACUCUGGUUGUGUUGAAUCAACUCCAAAGGCCAAGUUCUGUUGGUAGAGGCUAAGGGCUUAUUGGGAACACUGGUGGGCUUUUAAGAUGUAGGUGUAUUAUAUCUAUUAAAUCACACAUCAUGUCUUCUGACCUGUCCUCCUAACACCAUCUUGAGUUUCAUCUUUGUUGUUUUUAUGAAACAAUCUAUGACAGCAAUUGUCUUGGUCUUGGAAUUUAUUUUUUCAAUUUCAAGGUUUUAGGAAUAAGCUGGACUGUCUCCACUACUAACACUUGUCCAGCCCUGUGGUGUCUGCCUAAACACUUGUUAAACCAAUCACAUCCCUAAUCCUUAAGACCAUUAGCAACUGUUGACAAGUUAUCCCGGCACUCUAAGACUGUAAGUGAAUAAUCAUUGUGAACAAGUUAGCAUGUUAAUAGUUAGCACAUAGCGUAAAGACUGGUUUCACGAUGACUCAUCGCCAAAGAUACAAAAUAUGAGUGGAGUAGCCGUUAUGUAACAAAGACGUAAAAAGGGUUCUGGUGAACGGUAGAAAUUGUGUUGUGUAAUGCAAACAACUCUGGCUUUCCACCGAAAUGUGAGACUAUUCAGAAACACAUUUUGUGGAAAUAACCAAAAAAAAAUAGCAGUUUGGUUUCAAACAAAGGACAAAAUAACCUUUUUUUCAUCAAAAAAAAAACAACUGCGUCAGUGAUGGGUGGCAGCCGGGUUGCCAAGACGAUAGACACAAACACAAAUGAUAGCCAUACUCUGCAUAUGUUGGCUUCUUUUAUCAUUGUUUAACAUAGCACCAAGAAUAAACACCAGUAAUUCAUGAUACAUCACAUGCUAUUUUUAGCUAAUAACACAAGAAUGGAAAGAGAACUCGCCAACUCACAACUAAGCUCUGUGAUGGUUUCUGAAAGCAACAACAAAUCCAGUAUGCAACACUUAACUCACAGUCUCUGUCCUACUUGCUUUUGAUAUCCACCUUGGGAGGGGAGGGACGGAGGCUUGACCACCCUCAGGGAAGCAUUCGGCUUUUUGUCUUUUUUGAAGUUGUUUUGUUUUCCAUCUUCAGUGAAGCAGGCGUCUUCGUAUAUAAAAAGCACAUAUCAGAGCCACGGUCAGCGUCUUCUCUUACAAUAUCCCCCAUUUCAUCUGUGACUAUUUGACUGUUGCAUACAGCGCCAACUAGCAGUUGCAGAUGACAUCCCUACAGUGAUUCAACACAGCGGCUAGUUGACUUUCUCCACUGAUCUGCUACUUAAAACCAGACAGAUGUUUUCAAUUUCUCACUCUGGCUGGAUUGUCUCUAACAGCCACAUUGACAGACAUGCAGUAAUAUUUUUUUUAUGAGAAUCCAUGAUUCAGAUUAGGAAGAGUUUCAGAUGGAUAGUCAAGAGCAUUAAGAGUAUCAGAUAUCCUCUCCUUCAAAUGAUCAAACUUGCAAGCAUUUGUCUUUUCAAAUUCUUAAUUUUCUCUGAAGAUGAAACAAAAUCAAAUAAACCUUAAGAGGCACCUAAUUUCUCCCAGCAUAGUAAUAAUCUGCCUCAUUUUCACUAAUUAGUUUUACAUCCAGAGAGAUUAAAAUUUCCAUGAUUGAUGUCCUCAUUUUCUCUUUGCUUCUUUAUGAUUGCAAUGUGAUUUCUACAACUACACAUCCCCUGAAGUGUUAAUUCAGUCUUGGGUAAUGGCAGUGUAUCAUUAGUCUCAACCUCAACAGUGCAGCUCCAUCACUAACAGCACUAAUAUCAUUUAAAAGUCACAAAUGGUACAUCAUCAAGCCAAGUCUAUUGUCUACAGCGUGUGUGUGUGUGUGUGUGCGUAUGUGUGUGUGUAUGAAGGCGUUGGCAGCAGUAACGCUAUAAAUCCAGUUAGUGUAGCCCUCAGGGCCUCAGUUAUCGAGCUGCUUAAGACUAAUUACACCCACUUCUCCUGCUCGUAUAUUCAUCACGUCCUCCUCCCCCUCCUCCUCUCAGAUCACUGUUCUCCAGGCUCCACAGCUUUUCUUGGUCAUGUUUCUUUUCUUUUUAUUUCUAUCACCUCCCACACUCCCUCUCUUCUUAACUCUUUGUGCUUUUCUUCUCUUCGUCGUGUCAAAGAUGUAUGUUUUGUUUCAGUUAACGUGAGGUUAAUUGAAGUGGAAUAUAAUACACUCUGCAGCUAUCUCAUGGGUCAUCCUGAUGAGAGAACAGAAGCAGCUGCUGCAGUAUUCAUCUUUUAUCUUCUCCUCUGACAAUCACUGUGUUUCUCUUUCUUCUUCCCUUUUUGAUUUUUGAAGGACAGAGACGGCUGUGGGAGGCAGUGAAACGGAGGAAAGCCAUGUGCAAGCGCAAGUCCUGGAUGAGCAAGGUGACAGACGCACAAAACACCCACAUAUUCAAUCACUCUAUUACAUGAUGGGCUUAACAUUACGUUGCCAUGGUGAGGUCUGUCAUGUAAACACUACUGAAGGACAAUACACAAUGCAUACAUAGACUUCAACAUUAUUCCACACUUCCCUUCCUGAACAUAUGACUUGACUACAUCUCACAGUACCUUCCAUGUUGAGGUUUUACGUCAACUCUAAAAGAGAAAACUUUUAUAUUUGCACAAAUGUGUUCUUAAAAUUUACAUCCAAUCAUGGAUGAAUCAAAAGGGUUACAUGAGGGUAUGUAUAAAAUAGCACUCCGAGUAGAUGAGUAGAUUUGUUUUUUUCUAUGUUUAAAACAAAUUGGCUUUGCCUUAGUCAUUAUGAGAACUUAAAACAGCACUUUCUCAAGUUAAAUAAAGAGACAGAUUUGUAUCUUUUACAGCUUAUCAAUUGUGUGCUCAUUUUUCCACCAGCUUUGAUAUCAGAUUUUAAAUGAUUUGGUUUACUUAAUUCAGAAAAUACAGCAUGUGGAAAAACUGAUGUAAAGAUAUUGUCUCAUAUGUUUGAAUAUAAAAACGGGCAGAUCUUCAAAUAACCAGAGGUAGAAAGACACGUACCCAUUAAAUGAUUGGUACAAGAAAACCGUUUUUCACAUUUGCACAAGGAAGCUGGAGAUAACAUGCUGGAGAGGAGGAGAAAGGCUGGGCUGGUAUUUAGUAUUGUAUGUGUUUCCAAAAAAACAAUUACUGCAAAGUAUAAGGCAAGACACAGGUCAGCUUGUUUUGAUCUUAUAUGUUUGGUAAAAUAAAAAAAAACUUGCAAAAGUUCAGUUCAGUUUAAUAUUUAGGGCUUGUUGCCAACUCAGCUUUGUGCCCUCAGGUCACAAGCUAGCGCCUGAACCCUGUCUGAACCAGUGAGUUCAAUUUGAGUCAUGCAGCCUCAAACUUCUGAUUUUAAUCUAUGUGUUUGAAUCAAUAAUUUGUGUUAAAAUGGCUGUCGUGUGAAUUGUAAAGGCAUGUUAUACCAAUAGAGGUCUCAGUCAUCCCUGGAUUGGUUCUGGUCCUAAAUUUUACAUGAAGAAUAAAAUCUGCAGCAAACAAUCCUCCAGAGAAUAAGACAGCUUGACCCCUCACAUGAGAAUGAGCACGUCCGCAUUCAGACUCACACACCACUCAGUCAAGUCACAAGAGUCAGUGACACACACACACACAUAUACAGAGCUGCUGCAUUCACUCAAAUGUUUCUCCAAACAUAAAGUCUUCCUCCUUAAAGAGGCAGAGACACAGCUGACUGCUUCAUUCCUCCACCGUCCUUAAUUGAAGGCUGACAUAUUAAGACAAUUGUGCUAGUGCUUGAGAAAAGGGGACCUUUCGUUAUUUUCUUAGAUACAAAGGAGGCCUGCUGGUGUGAAGUGUAUGAGGGAAUACUGAGCAGCACCACUGAUACUCUGUGUGUGUGUUUUGGCUGUUGUCAGUGGAAGUUGUGGUGCCCAUUGGACUGUGCUUGCAGUCUAUAAUUACACCUGUCUGUUUCUACCUCUGGCACCAUCCACAGCCAGAGUAAUCUGCUUCCUCAGCUCAGCCACGAAUGUGUGUGUGUGCAUGUGUGGGUGUGUGUGUGGGAGGGUGUGUAUGUUCGCUUCGCUAUCCUUAGUCAGAAUCUUCUGAAUGUUGAGCCUCCUAUUUGAAACCACACAGUGACCACAGUGAUGUGGUGUUUUUAAAAAGGUCUGCAGCAUUAUGUCAUGUCUGGUCCUGAUGUAUGUGAAACCACACACCGCUCGCUACUGUUUAUAUCUGGUCAGACAUAAAUGUUUGACACAGAGGAUUCAUCAUCACCUUUUUUUCUUUCUAAUGACACUGUUUCUGUGCCUGACCUUUGUCUCUCUGCCAGUUAAUAAUACACAUUUGCUCUAUUUACUUCAUUGGAAAAACAAAGUUUUUGUAAUAUAGAAAAAUAUGAGAAAGGCCCCUUUGGUUACAUUCGUUUCAUUUGAAUAAUACAAAAACAUUGCUAGAAUAACUUGGUUUCAACCCCAGUAUCAAAAAAGCCUCUCUUGUAGGGUCCCUCAGUGGUCUACCUUAGAUCCACUAUGAUUCACUGUUCACAUGCUUCCUCUGGGGGCGAAUCCUGCAUAGGAAUAGUAUGUAGAUUUUCAUGCCUGUGCUGAUGACAUUCAGCUCUCCAACUUCUUAAAACUUGACACUGCUGAUGUGUCUCACAUUGUGUCCUGUAUCUGAAAUAAAGAACUGGAUGUCUAAAAACUUGCUGCAGCUGACUGACUCCAAAUAUGAAGUUAUUGCCAACUCCCUUUCACAGACAUUGUAUGUCAGAUGAGGUCAGAUGAGCUAAAGUUAGCGCGAUUCAAGGUUCUUGGUUUGUUCAAAGUGAGGUUUCCCAGAGCAAGGCCAUAAACAAUUCUGAUAUUUAUAUCCUAAAUUCAGUGUCAGUAAUUAUUUUUAUUUAAAAGUAACCAAGAGUUCACUUUGUAUCUUCCAAUACUCACUUCAGCACCUAACCUGCCUUAAAAAAGUGAAAAAUGACUGGAAAAUUUUUCAAACUAAUGCAAGUUUGACAUUGUUGAAUGUAAAUGAAUCAGUUAUUUAUCCCCUAAGCCAUCCCAUAUGUGGUUUACUGUAGUUUUCUUUACCAUCUCACCAGAGCACCAGUUUCUCUGCGUUCCUAUUUCAGUAAACAGUCCUCUUUUGGGCCUCUAAACAAAGCUUUCUCUUCAUGGUUCUGCACAGCACACACAUUGUGCAGGUUCAAAUCUAGGGGAAUGGAAAGAUCUCCAUUCACAAACACACUCCCGUAUUCACACACACACACACACACACACACACACACACACACACACACACACGCACACACACGUAUAAAUGCACACAGAAACAUUCAGGUCACUUAACCUAAUUGUGUGCACUUCCUAAACCCAAAGUCAUUGCCUCUGUGCUGUCAGCAUUUCAGUCAAGAUGCAGGAAAUCUCCCCAUCUCCUAUAAUUAUAACUGGGUCUGUUCCUGUGUGUGCGUGUGUUUUAAGACAUAUUACUUGCACCAUUACCAGUUUAUCUUUAGUACCAGUUAAACAUUACACCAUAUGUGUUGUGUGUGCAUUAAUUUAAGAUGUGCAGAUGUUACAUUGGCAAUAUGCCGCUCAUACGUCGGUGUGCCUGAAGUUAUUUCUGUAGUGUAUGAAGAGCGUGCCCCUUAUGUCCUACAUAUGAAUCUAAUAAGGACUGCUGUGAGAUGAGAGGGAUCCCUGUCUGACUGCUGGAACUUGACCUAAACUUAUCUGCACAUAGAACACAUACCUAGACAUGCAUUUGUAGCAAGAAAGAAGGAAGUUACCGGUGUAGAUAUCAUGGAAAAGUUGUACUGCUGUCUAAUGUUCUUUAUCACUGCUAGAAAAGGGUUCAAGUUUGUCAAAUUUGUGAGCAAAAAAGGAAAAAAAAAGCCUGACAGACUCAUAAAAGGGGGAGAAGUAGGAUUUAUAAUUGAAAUAAGCAUCUGGUAUCUGUCCUCCAUCUCCACCCACACUCUGCUGCCAGCAUCUCAUUAGUGCAAUGUGAACAGGCAGGUCGUUUGGUGACUAAUAAUGGAGGAUAAUUAAAUUCAAAUGAGACUUCAAAAUCCCAAGACAGUUGUUGAAAGUGUGUGUUUCCUACAUGAUGGCCCAGCAAACCAUCUUAUUAUUAAAGAGGGUUUGCAGUAAGACAAUCAUACUUCACAGGCAAACUCCCUCAAACCAGCAGUAAAAAUCCAUUUAAACACUUUGCUCUAACCAAUGUGUGUUCUCACACAAAUGUGAUUUUAUUUUACUAUGUUCUUUGUUGUUUGCACUCAACAUAAAGUCGGUGUCAUCAUAUGGCACCUUUCAUACAAAAACAAUGCUGUUAGUGCUCUGCAUCGGUUAGAUCGGUUAGUUAGAAAAACUCAUAAAACUAUUAUUUUUAAAUAACAAAGAGAUUUAGAAGUUUAUACAUACUUUCUACUGCUUUGGUGUCCUUGAGAAGCUUAGUGAGACAAAAGUGAGAUAAGACAAAGAUCGGUUAGCAAGAAAAUCUUAUGAAACUAUUAUUCAAUAAAUGAUAUGAAACAGAUUUAGAAGUUAAUACUUACUUUUUUUAGCCCCAGUGUCCUGGAGAAGCUCAGGACAGCUCUACAAAUAUUUGAUCUGAUCUAAAAGCUCAUACUUACUUUUUUUGGUGUGUGUAGAGGCACACAGCCGCUCAGGUGGGAGAGAGAAAACAAUAUUAAAGUGUAAGUAAGACUGGUAAACACACUUUAAAUUAUAAUGGCAAUAAUAGGACAUAAAUGAUAGAUGGUUUUCUUGACAGCAAUAGAAUAAAUGUAACAAAGAUAAGCAGUAGGAAAUCACUAUUUUAUUAUUGACAACACUUGCUAAUGUCAAAUCUGAGAGUCUACAGUCACUGGUUUGGGGCUGUUUUUUAAAAUUCAGGAGGACAGAGAGAGAGAGAGAGCAGGGGUAGAAGUAGGAGAGAGAGCAGGGGAAAAGGAGGAGAGGAGUCAGAAGAAGGAGAGCUGAAGAAGUCCGAAGAAGCAGAAGAAGGAGAAGAGGGAUCAGAAGAAGAAGAAGCAAAAGAGAAAUCAAAAGAAGCAGCAGAGGAGUCAGAGGAAAAGGAAGAGAAAUGAGAUGAAGAAGAAGGGGAAAGAACAGCAGAAGCAACAGAAGAGUAAGAGGAGGAAGAGUAAAGAGAUGAAGAAGGAUAAAAGUUAUAAGAAGAAGGAUAAAAGUUAUAUGAAGAAGGAGAAGAAGCAAAAGUGAAAACAGAGGAAGAAGCAGAGGACAAAUCACUGGAAGGGGGGCAGCAGGAGGAGGUGCAGGGCAAGAGGAAGGAGGGGAAGCAGGAGGUGGAGGAGAAGCAGCAGCGGAAAAAUCAGGAGAUUGGAGAUGGAUAAGAGCAAGUGAAUCUCUCCCCUCAUCAGCCAAUCUUACUCUUUGGUCAGGGCCCCUCCCCCUGAUCACUGUCCUCCUGCUGCCUGUACAUUCUUGAAGUAGAGGCAGCAGGAGAACCAGCACAGGAGACACCAAGAGAAGCUAGAGAGGAUGAAUCAGGAAGAGAACAAGAAGAGGAAGCAGAAGGAGCAGCAGAAGAGAGAGGAGGAAAAAAAGUUUCAGGCACAGUUAGAGGAGAAGCAGGAAGGGGAGCAGAGGGAGGAGAAGGAGGGCAGUCAGGAUGAUGAGCAGGGGGAAGAGGGUCACCACCUGAGGGAAGAAAAGUAUCAUACUGUCAAAUCUGUGCAUCCAUAAGAGAAUGAAAUAUGAGGCUUGCAGGGUUAUUCAUGGUAUUCUGCUGUUGGAGUAUCAUUACCACUUAUGAGCGAUAAUAAUUGUUUGUUUUUUUCUUGGCAAGGGGGAAACUAUCAUAAACACCCAGAUGUCACUUAAUCUGCAGUUCGUAAAACCUGCCUAAAAUGUUGGGGUUUGCCAAAAAGUUCACCUGUGUCACUGAGCUCCGUGCAUAAAAACGCACGCCAAAAUAUUUGGGAGUUUAUUAAAAUCUUGCGCAUUAAUUACAUUUACACCAGGUUCACAGGGCAGCUUAACAAAGAUGUCUGCUUCUUGGAAACGGAGCUUUUUCUUCCUUAAACUUAUAAUCAAUUAGUUUAAAAACAGGGACAGUGGCUGCUUUACAGUUCAGUCUCAACACUUCAAUACAUAGGCUAUCUAUUAAUUAUCUAAACAGACUUCAACCCAUUCGCAUCAAUGCCGAGUUUACAUGGCACCCACUUGAGGCCUGCUCCUCACAGUUCCAACAUCUCCAUGCAACAAAAAAAGUGGCCCAGGCGCCAUCUUUAAUAAUUUAAUCUUGAUGGUUAAAUUUGAAAGUUGAAGUCUUUACAUGAGUCUUUACACGUUUUUCACCUCAACACACUUCAGUCAAUAAGUUUUACCGUUUUUCCGGUGCAAAUAUAAGCAUUUUUGGCAUUAAAACGUGGUUUGAGGUCAAGAUAUCGUCAAGUGAAAUCCAUGACUCUGUUCCCCUAUAACUGGUGAAUUAAACUAGGAAUAACUGUCAACUGUAACACUUUAAUCCUACUUGAUAUAUAAUAACUUUUCCUUAAAAUCAUUUAACAGGUAAAAUAAUGAGAAAUGAGUGAAUUUUAUUAUGAAAUUUCAAAGCUGCGUUACUUGUGACACUGCUGUGCCAAGUUUAAGUCCAAGCGUUUGAAAUACGAGCGAAGUUGAAGCUUUCCCAAAAAGUGUUUGUUUCUCAGUCGAGAGUAAGUGCAAGCCGGCCAAAUGUCCAGUUUUCGAAAAUACGAAACAUUCCAAUUUAAAGGUGACGAGCACGCGCGUCACCCCUCUGUUACCAUGGCUGUUAGUGACAUGACAGGAAGUCGGAAGCCUAUGCAGUAAAAAUGUAAUCAAAUGUUAAACUCAUGGCAAACUACUUAUUGUCAAUGCUGACGCUUAUCGUAGUCUUUCUGUUUCAUUGAAAUUCAGCCUUUGAACGUGGAGAUAAAAUUUAUUUCAGUGAAAACCAUUUUUUUAUUCAACCGUUUGUGACUGGACCACACACCAGAUACACAGAGAGAAUUCUGAUAUCCCUGAGCAAGAUCUAUAUGUACAAGAAGUACAAGGUAUCUGAAGUCAGACUCUCAUACUGAGACAUUUUCUGUGGUCAUCCAUUUUCUCCCCCUAUGAAUUUAAGUAAAUUCAAAGAGGAGAAAAUGUUUAACUAUAGGAAUAAUAUUGGUGGAUUAUUAACCUGUUCAAGCAGGUGACUGAUAAUGGUGACUGUUUUUGACACCAGAGUGAAGAGUGAUGGUUGGAAAUUUUCCCUCUGUUAUUUUAUUACUAUUCAUUGUAAACACAGCGCAUGUUCCACAUAGACACACUCAGACAUGCACAUAGAUCGCGCCACACAUUGACAUCAUCUUGCCCUCAUUACGCCUCUGCUACUUCCUUUGAUGGCAGAAUGACCCACUGUUACACCUCUGUGCAAGGGCAUUAGUAUCCAUGAAAUGUCAAAACGCUAAAGGCCAUAUAGAGAUGCCAGUAAUAUCUAGUGGUAUUGACUUUGACAGUUUAGGGGUAUAAAAACAGAGAGCCUGCCCUUUGUAAUGUUAAAAAAUAAAAAUAAAAUAAGACGGUCUGUCUUAUUUCCACCUCAGUUCACAGCCCAGUAACCAUGUUCCUCCUCCUCCUCCUCCUCUGUUUGUCCCCAGGUGUUCAGCGGUAAACGCCCGGAUGGAGGAGACUUCCCUCAGCAGGGCCAGCCAGCCUCCUCCUUUCGUAAACUGUCGCCAACGCCUCCUCUGGGCCUGGGGGAAGGAGUCCUGUCCACUCAGCCCAGUGGUGGAGCUCCUCUUGAUGGACAGCAGCAGGCUCUGACCUGCCUCAUCCCAGAGAAAGAUCUGACAUUGUUUGAGAAGCUCGGAGACGGAUCCUUCGGUGUGGUGAAGAGAGGAGAGUGGCUGACACCUGCAGGGAAGGUGGUGAGGAGUCCCAUACUUAUGAAUACUUUACUUUUCAUAAAAAAUUGUGUUUGUAACUUAACUCCUGUGCAUCCAGAAAAAAUGUUUAAACAGGAGUAGGACCUGGCAGAGAAUUUAAACAAGACAAAGGACUUGGUUUUGUUUUGCACUGAGCGGGCAGGAGAAUGAUUUCUGCCCUCAGACUGCUUGUAUGAAGUUGAUGAAUCCUGCUGUUGGUAUAAAUAGAUCAUCAAAAGGCUGAACGGUGAGAGCACAUGUUUAAAGUCUUGUUUCUAUCCCUGUGCUUAUUUCCAGCUGAAUGUAGCUGUGAAGUGUCUGAAGACAGAUGUGCUCAGCCAGCCUGAUGCUCUGGAGGACUUCAUCUGUGAGGUCAACGCCAUGCACUCCCUGGACCACCAGAACCUCAUUCGCCUCUACGGUGUGGUGCUCACACACCCCAUGAAGAUGGUAGUGCACACACAGAAAUGCACACACACAGGGACAAACAUGAACACAUGGGUACAUCAGUUAUUGUCUCUGCUUCAGGACCUAACAGUCGGCUUAAAUCAGGUCAAGAUGGUUUGGCCUUUGUAAUGAGAAGAGAACAUGGAGGGAAAAGGUUGUGAGACAGGAAGGGAGGAGUGUGCAGGGAGUGGGGUUGACAUUUUUGCCUUGCCGUAUAUUUUGUGUCUUUGUUUCUGUGCCCUUUAAUAUAAACAAGAGUUUGAAGCGAUGCAAAGUACCUCCUCAUGAGCUAGGAUUGAAAAAAUACACAUGUUCAAAUUUGACAUCUCUCGGCUAAACUACCAACUUUUUAAAUGAUAACCGAUUUUUUUCGUUAUUGUAAGGCGUCACUUCAGCGCUCUGAAGACAUUCUCUUUGAAAACAAGCAGAGAACCAGGAAACAAGUGAUGAAGGACAUUAGCCGCUUAGCUCAUGGCUUCUCAUGGUGUCCAUUGACUGCUGAAGAGUGAAGGAGACCCUCGUUUUUAUCCUUAAACCAUUUCAUUUUUCAUUUUUCUACCUAUUUAAAUGAUCUCAACUUCAAAUCUACAAAAAAUAAUAAACUUUAAGAUGUAUUUUGAAAGAAACACUGCUGACAUUUUCUCAGCUUUGACUAGCGAUACACUGUUCACUAGAGCCCACUGUUCCUCUUUACCUCUGUCACAAUAUAUCUGAUCUCUGUUUAGGCUAUUGUGUUUUUUAAUAAGCUUAUUAAAAUCGGCUCAUAAAUGGUAGUGAUUAAAUGAAUUUGCACCAACACUAAUUGAUGCUGAAAAACUUGGCAAACACAGUGACAUCUAGUGGCCUUUAAAUUAAUGACAGCCCUCCUCUUGAUGGUCUGAGGCACCAGUAAAUUUCUCUGAAUGUCCAAGUUUUACUGUUAUUUAAGUUAUAAAAGUAUAAGGAGCCUGUACUCUAUAGAACAAAUCUAUCCAUACAGUCUUCCUUUCAGAUGUAGCUGACUAAAUCAUGGACAAGUUUGGAAAGUUAAUUAGCACACAAAACUUUCUAAACUGUUAAACUUACAAUUAAGCUUUUUUUUUCUUUUAGCACUCGUGACAUUUGAAGCUUCAGACAUCACCAGUCAUGUGACAUUUCAUCUGACACAAGCUUUAACAUUAACACUGAACACUUACUUUGGUUUUUGGUGAUAUUAGCAGGGAGACUAUUUUGAAUACUACUCUCCUUUUCUUCUACCUCUUCUUUUCCAUGCUGAUUCAUUGCUGUAUCAUAACAUUAGUCUGUUCUUAAAUUUGAACCUCUCCUCACCCUCUCCCUUUUCUUUCUUUCCCCCUCUCUUCAUGUUGUAAAGGUGACUGAGCUGGCUCCUCUGGGUUCUCUGCUGGAGCGUCUGCGAUGUGUUCGUCCUCAGGGUCCUGUAUUGAUCCACACUCUGUGUCAGUAUGCCGUGCAGGUGGCUUGUGGCAUGGCUUACCUGGAGCAGAGGAGGUUCAUCCAUAGAGACCUUGCAGCCAGGUAAGAACUGUUUAAGAUGGAACUGUAAUUCAGCAGCAAUAAAAAUGUCGAAGCACAUUUUUAUUCAUGUGUUUUAUUCACACCUUCUUUGAAUCUCAUUUUUCCUUCUGGGAUUUUUUAUUGGCGUGUAAAAAUAUUUACAGCCUCUCCUUCUCCUCCAACCAGAAAUUUACAGGCCAUUACAGAAACUCUUGGCCCAUGAGCUGCAUGAGUCACUGGUUGGCCAGCUGUGCUGGGUGGUCGAAUUUCUUGGUGUUGCCCAAAUUUGUCACUUUCACUUAUACUGUUGACAUUGUGUAGAGGCUUGAGAAAACUCUAAAUGAGAGGUAUAAAUGAGUCAUUUUUCCACUGAAAGCUGCAACUACAUGCUUCUGUUACAGAUUGGCAAACACUGUAAGGAUUUCUCAAGCUGAAAUGCUGGACACUAAGUUUGUUCUUCUUAAUACACUGACGGAUUGUUUUUAACACCGCUGAUGAAAACUACAGUACAUUUUGAGUCGUAGAACUGAGUUUUAAACGCGUUAUGACCCAGGUGUGCUACUGUUACAACAGUGUUCAAGAUGCUAAUGCUAACUAAACCACAUGGACUGUAGUUAUAGAACCACAUGUGAAAAGUUGCUCUUGAGACAUCUUGAGUUUGGAGUAGAGCUGUUACCCUUUUACAUUGAAACUCAUCUAAGGUAGUUCAGACAUCUGAUAAGACAUGAAAUGCCUCCUGGGGGCCUCUGUUGCGAGGUCGUCCAGGUAUGUCCCACCAAAGACAUCAGAUUAUAUAUCCCAGAAUCUCUGAGAAGAGGCUGGAAAAUGUUGGGAUGUUUUGAGCCACUUGUUGAGCUUACUGCCACCACUGACCGACCCUGGAUAAGCAGAAAUAAAUGGAUGGAUAGAAAAUCUUAAAACUCUUUUUUGAAAUUCGCUCACAGAUUUGUACAUUUAUGAGAUAUUUAUGUAGUAUGACUCCUCAUCAAGUCUUUAAAUCCAAUGACAUGCCUAUUUGCUUUGAUAUUCAUGACUAAAUAAACUUCUGAAUUAUAUUUUUCAAGAUUGAUAGUAGAAAACAGCUGUCCUCUGGAUUCCCAGUUCUUCUUGCAGUAUUGACGUUGGUUGAGUAAUUCUUCGGUCAUGCAGUCCUGACAAGUGAAGAAAAGAAAGAAGGUUAUCAAUCAUGUUACAAAAUGAAAAGGAUGUUGCUAAAUACUCGACCUUCUCUCUGUAGGAACAUCCUGCUGGCCUCGGCUCACAGAGUGAAGAUCGGUGACUUUGGUCUGAUGAGGGCGCUGCCUAACAACCACGAGCACUACGUCAUGCAGGAACAUCGAAAGGUCCCCUUUGCAUGGUGGGUGGACUGAGAGCAGCACAGCGAAGACACAGCUGUACUGGGAUGUGAUCCAGUGUUGGAUCUGUGUGAUUUUUGGGGUUAUGUGAGAACAGAUUUAUUUUAUUGCAGAAAGAUUCCACAGAGAAAUGCGAUCAGUCACAGCUGCAUACCAGCCGUGCUGAUGAUUCCUAUAAACAAUGCUUUCUGUUUUUUUUUUUUGACAAGCAGCUGGCCAGAAACCCUUUUUUAUUACUAGCUUUUACCCAUAUGCAUGAAUUUUUAAGGACACAGUGUCCUGUGGUGGAAAAAACGGGAUCAAAAUGUUUUGUUAGCCACAGUGAAAAAUGAAACAAACUUUCUGCAAACGUGAAUUAGCUGUGAACAGAUUCAGAGAUCGAUCGAUUGAUUUUUAUGUUUGAGUCUGGCGUCUGUCCUGCUGCAGGUGUGCCCCAGAGAGUCUGAAGACCAGAACUUUCUCUCACGCCACAGACACAUGGAUGUUUGGAGUCACACUCUGGGAGAUGUUCACACAUGGCCAGGAGCCGUGGCUGGGCCUCAAUGGAAGCCAGGUAUACAGACACUGAUGAGAAUUAUUCACAGUUAUACAAAAACAUUGGAAUAAUACGCACACUUUCACAUUGACAAUGAUAAAGUGGUUAUUUGUCCUCUUUUUAUGGCAAAAUCAAACUGUAGAUCUUGCACAAGAUUGAUAAGGAAGGUGAGCGCCUCCCUAAACCUGAAGACUGUCCCCAGGACAUCUACAACGUCAUGCUGCAGUGCUGGGCUCAGAAACCAGAUGACAGACCAACAUUUGUUGCCCUGCGGGAGUUCCUGCUUGAGGUAUGAGAACAGUCUUCGGAGUAGCCACAGAGUGUAAAACUUGAACAGGGUUGGACCUCAUAUUGUAGCUGAUAAGAAUAAUCUGUACAUAAAACUCUCCAUUUUCAUUCAUGUUUACUGAGCCAUAGAUCCCUGAGAGUGAUACAAGCUAUAUAACAGAAAUCCAGGGGUUCUCUUAGCAGCCCCAUAAUAAAAACAGAGUAUUAGCUCCACCUAGUGGAGUGAAAACAAUCUAAAAAUGCCCUCUGCUGAAGUGACUUAUACUACUUACAAAUAUGUCUACUUUUUUUGAAGAGUACCUCUAUUUAUGUGGGUUUUUUACAGACCAUGCCCACAGACAUGUGUGCUCUGCAGGACUUUGAUGAGCCUGACAAACUCCACAUCCAGCUCAAUGAUGUCAUCACCAUCAUUGAGGGGAGGUGAGUGUUUACAAGUUUCAUUUCAUUAAUUACUCAACAGAGUGACCUGCUAAUCUCAUUUCUAAUGAAUAAUGUCAGGGAAAAAGAGUUCAUCUCUUUCUGUAGUUUUUUUCUUUUUUUUAUUUGAACUACAUGCAGUUAAUAGUAAUUUAACUUUAAUUGUACUGUAUUUUCCAUUGUCUGUAGAGCUAUUUAGUAUUGUAAUGAGGUACAGAUGACUCUCCAUGUCACUUCCUCUAGUUCCCACUGUCUUAUCUUCUGUAUUUCUGUCUCUUUAAGGGCUGAGAACUACUGGUGGCGAGGUCAGAACAAGAGGACCCUGAAGGUGGGACAGUUUCCCAGAAAUGUGGUCACAUCGGUCGCGGGUUUGUCAGCUCACGACAUCAGCAGGCCUCUCAAAAACAGCUUUAUCCACACGGGACAUGGAGACUCCAACCCUCACCGCUGCUGGGGAUUUCCUGACAGGAUAGAUGAGUAAGGGCAGAGUAUAAGGAUAAAUAUCAUUUCUAUCAUGAGUACUCUUAAUGAAGUUGGUGGUGCAAGUCUUGCUGGUAUAAUUUCUGCAGAGUUGCAGCAAUACUCUCUUACCAACAGGUGGCAGUAGCACAUAAUUGAACAUUCCUAUCAGGUUAUUGCAACAUUUUAAAAGCAAAGCUCCUUUAACUCAGUAUUUUGACAUCAGGCUGUAAUUAAGUUUGUCUUUCUCCCCCUCAAGUCUCUACCUCGGGAAUCCCAUGGACCCUCCAGACGUCCUCAGUGUGGACCUCAGGGCCACUCGGCCCACGCAGCUCCCAGGAAGAGCUAGAAGUGAGUAAAAGGGCCCUUGAUAAAAACUCAUCCCACACAAAAAUGUGGUCCCUUUUGGCUAAGACACACUAAAGGCUGAUACUCUAAUAAAAACAUCAGUCGAAGGAGUCACUUCACUGGUCUUAGUGUACUGAAAUAAAAUUGUGUAUUGCAAGGCUCACUGUAAUUUCCUGACCAGUGAUUGUUGCAGGUACAAAUUGGCACUUUUUCUGGCUGAUGAGCGUCAAGGAUGUAGAACUGUUUCUCCUUUAGAUGUCACAAACUAUUUUGAUUUUCAGCCUUGUUUGUAUCCAUAUCCAUAAAGGUGUACUACAACCAUAAAAUGGUUGUAGUACUCAUUGAAAAAAUGCAGCUUUCCUGUUUAUUUUUUCACAUUCAUACCUCAGACUGGUUCAGUUUGGUAUUUAGUGGUUACAGUAGUGUAUGUUUAUUAAAAAGUCUACCAGACAGUUUGUUUUAAACUUUCCUAACACUUCCUUGCAAAGCUUUCAUGUACAAUCUGCAUCCUGCUUCCCCCCUCUAAUCCUUCUUUCUUUGCUGCUGUCUUUUCUUUUCUCUCUUUUUCCUUUGUGGCCGCUGUAAUUACUUUUAUAUUUCCAGAGGAGCCUCCCCCUCGGCCUCCUCAGCCCGCCGUGUUUAUCAAGAGUAAGUCUGGUUUCCCUCAGCAGCUCCUCACACAUUGCUCCUGCCCUCUCUGUUCCCUCCUAGCUCCACUCCUCAAAGGUACAUCCAUUAUUGUGUUGUUUGUCCUCAGCCUGUCUUUGCAGUGAUCCUGUCGUCCACUUUGAUUUCUUCUUAGACGCUGUUGUUGUUUUUUUUUUCCAUCUUUCCACCUGUGUCCCUGUAACAGGCGUGCAGUGUCCUUGCUGUGAUUUGUAGGACUAACUUUGACCCUGGAGGCUUUUUUUUUGGCUGGAGUGUAUCUCAUAAUUUUUUAAUUUGACAUGAUUCAGAAGCGCACGAGUGUCAUGUUCUUCCUUGUGCUUGUAAGUUGAUAAACAUUCGUGUGUGUUUUUUCGCCUCCAGAGCCUUGCUAUGAUCCAGUAAACGAUGAUGAGGAUCUGUCUUCAGCCGGACUAAAGAGAUUAUCACUUAGGAAAACGGGUUCUGUCAAAGGCUUAAAACUCAAACCUGCUGCGUGGGUCUCUGCCUCCAAACAGGGGGGUGGCCGGACUUCAGGCUCAGGCUACAACCCCCACAGUGAGGUGUCGCUCAUUGACUUUGGUGAAGAGUUCCCCCCACCCACGCCCUCCCCCUCCCCUGUGGUGGAAGCUCAGAUUCCCACCCUCGCCCGACUCGCUUUGGAAGCAGAGAACAUCCUUGACCGGACUCCACCUCAGAGUCCCUCCAGAUCUCUGCCCCGCCCCCUUCACCCGACGCCAGUGGUAGACUGGGAUGCCCGACCUUUACCCCCACCCCCGGCGUAUGAUGACGUAGCUCAAGAUGAAGAUGACAUGGAGGUACAGUGGGAGAUGAUAAAGUAGAUUUAACAUGAUGAAGAUGUUUUUUUAUUAGGAUCAGAGUCAAACAUGUUAAUGUUUUCCUCCUCUUCCUCCACAAAGGUGAGCUCCAUCAACAGCACAGAGCAUCAUUAUGAAGGGGAGCCCACUGAGGAGGCUCUCUCUGCUGUUCAGAAAGUAGAGGGGGAGGCUGUGGGCUCCAGGGGUUCAGACAGACCAGGACUGGAGGACAACCUCUUCCUCCCCAGCAAACAGAGCCAGAACAUGUCCACCUCCUUCUCCCAGUCAGCGGAGAUCUUCCAGGAGCUGCAGCAGGAGUGCAUGAGGAGGCUCAACGUACCCACAGGAAGUGCUGCUCCAUCCCAGACCUCAGCGUCCUGCCCUGAGACUCCACAGACAGAGGAGGGACCUCAGGAGGGUGUCCUCUCUCCCAACGAGGACAGGCCUCAGAUCCCCCCUCGAGUUCCCAUCCCGCCUCGCCCCAUAAAAAGAGGGGACUACUCCUCUUCUCGCUGGUCGAGGGAUCUCUCUCUGUCUCCAACACCAGCUGACACAUCAGACAAUGUUUCAGGCUCAGGCCAGGACAGACCACCUCAGAUCCCACCUAGGGACCCUCUGUCUCAGCCCAGUUCCAGGACUCCCAGCCCCAUGACCCUGGUGGUGGGCUCUCCUCAGCAGAGAGUGUACUCUGUGAGCCCCACCACUUCCUCCUGCUCCUCUGCACACACCUAUGGCUCCUACCUCUCCACCUCCCCGGGUAAACUCAUGCCCACCACACACAGCUUCGCCUCAGAUCCUAAAUAUGCUGCACCCAAAGUGAUCCAGGCUCAGGCACAGGGGAAGGACGCCCAUAGUAAAGGCCCCUGUAUCCUCCCGAUUGUACGAGAUGGACGUAAAGUCAGUAACACACACUAUUACCUUCUACCAGAGAGACCUCCGUACCUCGACCGCUAUGACCGCUUCUUCAGGGAGGCGGAGAGUCUGCCCUCCAGCGCUGUGGAGGAGCGGCACGUACGACAAGCUAACAUGGCCACAGUCAGACCCAUGGUGGUCAACAGCCAGACCCUACAGGGACACACCCAGGGACAGGGACUCGCCCAGCCCGGCGAACUGAAGGCUAACUUCUCCUCUAACAAUAACAGCAGCCUGGGCGGGCCGCGGUCAGGGAUGAAGACAUCAGUUAGUCUCCCUCGAGUCUGUUCAGAUGGCCUGACAGCACCUGUGGGUCCUGCUUUCUGCACCGGGACAGAGGGAGGAGUGAACUCAGCUGACAGGGUCAAAAUGGUAAGGUCAGAGAUACUUAGAUUGCUCUUUACAACUCAUUAAAAUGACUUUGUAUCUUUAAUCAUAAGAUAAAUAUAAUGUGCUGAAAGGUGUUAUUUAUUGCUUCAGUAAUUAAAGUGCAAUCCUGCUCACUUUCUCUCCCAUGAUAGAUGUGAAACCUCAGCAUCGGGGUAGUUAAUACCAAUAUAAAGGUGACCCUAUCUCCUCCUUAAUGCUACUUUGAUUGCUUUUUUGAAAAUUAGGGGGAAAAAAGGUACAUUUCUUAAACAGUGGGGUUUCCUAUCACCAGUAUGGGAGCACGAAUCUCCACUAAUGUGAGAUAAAGUCUUAAUCACACACUCAAGAGCUCAGGCAUCCAAGCAAUAAUAAAGAUAAUCAAGUCAGAUUGGUCUACAGAGUAUUAAGACUUGAAAUGUAAAACCAUAGGAGGAUGUCUAGUUUGAUCCCUGUCAGAUUUAAGUUUUUGUUAUGGUUUCACAUAAGGGCUUUCUCGUGUGGUUUUUUGAUAAUGUAGUGCACAGUCUGUAACAUAUGUACCCUGAACACAAGGGGGCAGCAGAGGGCAGUUUUCAUGUGUUAUCCACUGGGGUCAUAGCUUGGAGGGAAAUUGUGUGCUAAGAAUUGGCAUAUAGAGGAUUGGAUUUCAGCUGCUUUAGUCUGUUUCAACUAUACAAAACACCUCCUUAUACAAUGUCAUCGUUAAGAGAAUCAAAAGAUGAUUGACUUGUCAAAGCAAAGUAGGCUACUGCUCUCUGACUUGAGCUGAGCUUAUGAAACCAUAAGUUUGAACAGAAGUUUCUUUUGUACUUGUCUUUUUUAAUAAAAACUCGCUCCUUCACAAUGAAAAAAGCAUUAAAUGUGAUGACUUCUUAUAAUUUAUUUAAAAAUAUGCCGGUGUUCUUUGGAGACAAAGGCCGUUUUCAUUAUUGCUUUGAAUUGAAUCUGAAAGACUUCAGACUUUCCUCAGUGCAGACUUUGAUUUGUUUCUUUGUGCCGACCAAUUGAUUCUGACACCGAUUGAACCUGAUUGAACAGCAGUAAGAAUAGCUGUGAAACACUGAGGGCUCUCCAUCGAUCAGGCUCAUGGCAUUUUAUAAUGGAUAUACUGGGCUCCGUGGCCACACACCAGAAGAGUGUACUGUGGAGGAGUUCAGUGGGAGAUGUACGCUACAGUUAUUAGCUGUAACUGAUAAAAUGUCAUAUUAUUACACAUAGAUAAUGAUUUAAAUUACUUUCCAGCUGGAAAACUUCUAGUAAUCUUUUUAUAAUCAGAGCUCAUGGUGGCUUUAGAUGAACACAAAAGUACCACAAGUAAUAUAAUAAUGCUGUGGAGUGAAAAUUCUCAUUUAAUCCAGUGAUGCCGAAUUAUCUGCACUUGUAUUCUUAUCUUUGGCUUUUUCAGAGAAAACACAAAUUGAAAAACGAGCUUGAAUAGUUGCCAAAACAAAAAUGAAAUGUUUCAUCACAGAGAAGAUCUCAUAAUGUGUGCAGGUGCUCCUGUGAAACACGCUGAAGGGCAGCUGCAAGGUCAAGUGAGCAAUUAGAGAGUGGGAAGCCUAAGUGCUGCUGGACUCUGCAGAGACUGACACUGUUGAUGUGCUUUGAUUCAGGUGCAGGAGGCCGUUCAUGGUGUGACAUUAGAAGAGUGCCAGGCUGCCCUCCAGAACCACAACUGGAACAUCCAAAAAGCUGUGCAUUAUCUCAAGGUGAGAGUGAUUAUUCACACAUCAGGUCUUCAUGCAUUAAAGACAAUAAUUGUUCAUAGUAUGGUUUAAAGAAACUUUUAAAGGGACUUUUUCUUUGUGUUGAUUUUUUUUUUUACCUCCUGUAGUCAAAGCAGUAGCUCCUACAUCUUUGCUGAUCUUAUGCUUUAAAUUUUAAGUGUUUUCUGACAGAACAUUUCUUCUCUGUUUUUUAUUGGUAAAAAGUUCAAAAUGUUUGACUCAGAUCUUGUUUUGUGUUAUAGAGUGCUGCAUAAACAAGUACAGCACACUAUAAAUCAUCUUGUCUGGCACCAACCUCUCAAGGUUGAUGCAGGCAUUAAAAAUGACGAGGGAGUUUUGAUUGAAGAAUCACGAAUUAGUAAAAUCCUAUUUUAUAACCAAUAAGAAUCUCCUCACAGGAGCUUGAUCAAGUCUGAAGAUUAAAAACUAGCAAAAUGGAGUAAAAAGAAAUGGACAAACCACAACUCUAGAGACAAAGUGUUUUAGACAAGGCUGAAAUAAUGUUAUUUUGAUACACCUGAGUGAGAAACAGGAGGCUUGUUUUGAUCUGAAAAUCAUGUGAUAGAACAUAUUAAUGAGUAUCAGAGGGGAAGUUUAGGUUCUGGAAAAAAAAAAGAUUAAUACCCCCUCUAUAAUCUUUAAUGAGCUUGUAAAACAGAAAACUUUGGAUAAAUAAUUUUAUAAUGUUAUUUAACUUACUUUGUUAGCCAUGGUUUUAAUUAUUUUGUCUCUUUGUAUCUAAACAUUGUUCAUAUAAACAUUUGUUUUACAAAUGGCAUCAUAACAGAUGAGACUGUGUAUUUCAAAGACAGUGAUUGGUUCAUCUUUCGCGUGUAUUUGGCUAUUAUUGAAAUUCAUGCUAUCAUUAAGGCUUAAUAGGGCUACUGCCAUCUUAGUUUACAACCUUGGCCCCCCUGCUGUAUUAAAAAAACAGCCAGUGCAACUUCACAAACCACUGCUGUUGUUCUUCACAGUCUUCAUAAAGUAUUGUACACUAUUAUAGUGUUUCUGUGUCAAAUCUUUUUCAAAUGAAUCAAAGCAUUUUAAGAUAUUACAGAAGAUUAAAAGGAGAAAUUGUGGUGCCAGGUUUCUCCAACAUAAAGAUACAAAACAAGAGCAACAGAAAAAAAGCAUCAUUCAAAAAUGAAAAGCAAAAAAAGCACCAUGUAUUUAAGUGUAUGUCAUGGAGUAUUUAAUGGAUAAGUAAUAGAUUCUAAGAAACUACAUUUCAAAAGGAGAACAAUUAGUUUGAGGAGGUCUAUCAUACUCCUUUUUAUCUUACAUUGGACCAGUCUGGGACACCUGUAGAGCAGUGUUGCAUUAGCAGCUUUAAAAACUCCAUAUUUCUUUUAAACUGGUAUUUGUAAAAACCCUUAUUUCAGCACUAUUCAGCCUCUGACUGAAACACUUAACUUGCCUGCUUCUCCACUGAUACAAAGUUAGACACAUCUCGUGGGUGCUACUUUUUGCACAGCUUUAUAGUCACAAAAGGACUUGGAAGUUCAACCUUUAAAAGAAACAUAUGAGGCUAACUUUGGGCAUCUUAAGCACCUAUGCAAGCUCUUAUACAUUCAUUAUUGUUACAGUAGAUGCAGCUAUAACUUUAUCAUAGUUUGUGCUUCUGGGCCUUCGACAAGAAAGUUUAUAAAUCAUAAUUAAGAUAAAGAGUUGACUUAUAAGAGCUACUGUGAACUAACUAAGUGUGGACAGAAGGGGAAUAAACUCCCCAGGCAAGCAAAAUGUUCAGCUUUUACAGCUGUACUCACGGUGUCAUUUAUUUAUUUAUCUAUUAAUAAUGGUAGAGUAGUGUAUUUAUAUAGAAUAGUAUUUCUUUAUUUAGGUAGCAUUUGCUGGUAAGCUUCAGCUAAGGACACCAGCUGGCCAACAUUACUGUACAUGGCAAUCUGGUUAAGUUGCACUACUAUCUCCAACGGCUUAAUAGUGUCAGCAGUCAUUGUUAUUUUAUUCUGAAGCUGAAGGGGGUGAUUCUUUUCUUCUGUUAAAAUGAGUUUUAUCAUAUUACAUCUCUGAAUGUAAGAGAAAUACUUGUAAGGAUUUUUAAUCAUAAUAAAGUGAUUGUUUGGGAAUUGUUCUUUCACUAAAUUACUAUCCAGAGUUUAAGUUAUCAUCCUGACUAUGUUAUUGUGAUGGAUUUUGUUUUUGCAGGCUUUUGUCACUUUUAGCACUUCAUAGUACCAAAUUACAUAAUGGGGAAAAAAAGUUCUAAAAUAAUAUCUCUGACAUGAAACAGAAUUUUACAAAAACAGUUUGGAGAAAACAAACAUGAUACGAGUCUGGCACUGUUGAGGAAAGGAAAAAAAAACAACGUUAUUUCACAGUUCCACUACAUCAAAAUAAAAGCCCCACAAAGUGCACUGUUAUACUGCAGCAGUGAGAUUAUUAAGAGAUCCCGAGUUCUCAGAGGUAAAUACUGCUGAGCUGCAGAGAGCUCCUCUGAGAUCUACUUCCCUCCACCUUGGGUUAGAUUUGAAGACUUUCUCUAUAAUAACCUUUAUUAAUACAGCGUAUAACUGCAAACAGGUAGUAGUCAUUCAAAGUUGCUGAAUGUUAUUUUUACUUUAUGGGUUCAUAUCAGGAUAUGAAAGGAGCAACUUCUCUGAACCUUAGGGGAAAUCCAGGUCUCUGUUGCUGUGCUGAGCAGACUAUAAAUAAAGAAGCAGAAAGAAAGUGUUUGCCCCCCCUCGGUGUGUGGUCGGGGCCCCUGUGGCAAGAUGGAAGAUGUGUUUGGAUGGCAGUGGACACAUGGGAACACUUGACCGCUCUUUAUGGUGUUGGCAAAGUUUGGAAGAUAAAUAAAAAUGCAGUUGAAAGGUCUCAGAUCCAAUCAGAGCAAAGAAGUGUGUUCGAGAGAAACACUGAGAUUAAAUUAAGGCUGAAAUAAUGCCGUAAUACUCCACCAUGAGCUGCAAGCACACUCCCGCAAAGGAAGAAAAAAGAUGCAGAUCUCCCCUGACCCCCAGGAUCCUGCUUUAAUUUGCCACCUCACGCCCUGACUCCUGGCCUCUCUCUUAUGCAGAUGCUGUUUGUUGUUUGUCUCCCUGCAGGUGGACCAGUUGUUCUGUUUGGGCCUGAGGAGCAGGUCAGAGUGUCUAAAGCUGCUGGAGAUGUGUGACUGGAACCUGGAGGUGGCCAGUACCCAGAUGUUAGAUAACUAUGGAUCCACACAAAGACAGAGGUAUUGCACUGUGGUCUGUGGGUCAUUACCUCCUAUGACCCUUAGCAGGACACUUGACUCAGCUCUCAUAUAACUCUUCUACCCCAAAAACUUAUGAAAACCUUCAGCUCUGGCAUGUCAUCCAGUGCAGAAAACCUCUCAUUUACAUUUCAAAGUCGUUCAAGAAAUUCAAUCCCUCAUCCAUCACACUCUGAUGUUGUUGUGACUUAAAUACUCACCUGGCGCACUUCAUCAUUAUUCCCGGAAAUUGAAUUGAGACUCAGGUGACCUCACUUCACAAGCUGACUUGGGGUCAUUUUUGGAAAAACAUGUCAUUAAAACCUAUUUCCUGGCUUCCUCCUAAUCUGAAUUGCAGCAGGGUUGCAGGAAAGUAGGCAGCAGACAAGAACAGCAGGGAGACAGGCAGCAGAAUGAUGCAAUGAGACUGCUGCUGAGCUAAUGAUGCUAACAAUCAGCUGCUAGACUGAGAAAGUUUCCGCUGCUCGACCCAUCUUUUCCACUAAAAAAAGAGUGACACUACUUGAAAAACUGAAAAGGGAAAGUAGGAAUGUACUAUUUACCAGAGAUUGAUCGUUAUCAUCAUUUUGGCCUCCUCAUGAUUAAAUAGACAUGAUUGACAGCAGUAUUGACACAGUCCAACCGAUGAAAACUCUGCUGCAUACCAAAUCAAACAGUGUGGCAAUCGACAGGUUUGGGCAGUUCAGACCAGUCUCAUUAAAAAUAGGCUAAUGUCUGGAACAGAAAAUGAAGAGCUGGUCUUCAAAAAUGAAUCCUUAUCUGUUGUUUGGAGGUUUCAUUGAGGGCAAGUAAUGGAAAGCAAGAAUAAAAUAAAUUGUUAAUAGUGUAUGGACCCAGACUGGGAAUAAAAAUAAAUAAUUUAUUCAACCAUGUAGGAAAACAUUACAAAGAGUGAGCUGAUGGGUGUAAGAGGUCAAGGAGGAAUAACGUCAUAACUUCCUCUUUGUCCAGCAUCAAGGCAGACAUCCAUAUCAGGGAUGACCAGGGGCCAACCUUGAAAUCUGAUUGGCCAUUCCUGGUGUUAGCCUUAAUUCUCCUACUGUGAUUGGUUGUUUUCAUUAUUAGAAUAGAUUUUUUUUCUUUUUCGUCGGCUAGCAACUGUGCAUUUCAGUGGAGUGUACCACCUUAUUGUAAUUAUUUAAAUUGUGUCCUUGAACAAACAUCUUCAGAAUCCUACCUGAUCUAUAUCUUGCUUCCCUUUUGUAUAACACACAAGUGAAAGUAGCAUAAACACUUUUCAAGAGUGGAAAUACACCACAUGAGUGGGCACCCAAGUUGGACCACCCCAGUCAAAAAAAAGUCAAGACAAGCUCCUGAUCCAUUAGCUUUACAGCAUUGCUUUUAUUUACAGUUUGCCUCUAAAAGAUGAACCAAAACCCAGGAAUGAGUUAGAUCUAGCACAAAACUUGUAGAGUUUUAUUUCAAUUUUUUUAUGUGAGCAUUUACAAAGAAAACACAAAAAUUCUUCCUGAUAUUGAUAUAUAAUCUCUACAGUUAUGGUCCCAGUUUCAUAACUAUGAUUAUUGUUUUGGCAAAGAAUAUGUGACCCUGGUGAUAAUUUAAAAAACAGAAAUACAUUUUCAGGAUGUUUUAUUUUAAAGCUUUGUUAAAAUAAAACAGCAUCAUAUUUUUCUAUUAAAGUCAACAACCAAAUUCCACAAAGAAACCUCAUCUUGCUUCACAGCGUGUAACUUCAUAGUAGGUCAGAUCUGUUAUUGUAAACAAUAUGCUACUAAAUUAAUUACUUGAUUAAAUAUCUUUUAAAGACUACACAUUUUUGUGUGCAUCUCACUGUAAAAUCCUCAGAAGUAAAGGGUGCACCAUUAAGAUCAAGUAAAUAAAUUCAAGAUAAUUAAGGAGAGUUUUAGCAUUUCAUCUCAUCCUUUUUUCGAUCAGGUCUAAAGCUUCUUCUUUCUGUUUGCAGACGGUGA